CCCGCCCCAUUCUCCCGCUUUCCAUCAACCCUCCCCUUUCUCCCGCUUUCCAUCUCCCCGCCCCAUUCUCCCGCUUUCCAUCACCCCGCCCUAUUCUCCCGCUUUCCAUCACCCCGCCCCAUUCUUCCGCUUCCCAUCAUCCCGCCCCAUUCCCCCGCUUUCCAUCACCCCUCCCCAUUCUCCCUCCUUCCAUCACCCUGCCCCAUUCUCUCGCUUUCCAUCAUCCCGCCCCAUUCUCCCGCUUUCCAUCACACCGCCCCAUUCUCCCGCUUUCCAUCACCCCGCCCCAUUCUCCCUCCUUCCAUCACCCCGCCCCAUUCUCCCGCUUUCCAUCACCCCGCCCCAUUCUCCUUUCUUCCAUCACCCCGCCCCAUUCUCCCUCAUUCCAUUACCCCGCCCCAUUCUCCCGCUUUCCAUUACCCCGCCCCAUUCUCCCGCUUCCCAUAACCCCACCCCAUUCUCCCGCUUUCCAUCACCCCGCCACAUUUUCCCACUUUCCAUCACCCCGCCCCCUUCUCUCUCCUUCCAUCACCCCGCCCCAUUCUCCUUCCUUCCAUCACCCCGCCCCAUUCUCCCGCUUUCCAUCAGCCCGCCCCAUUCUCCCGCUUUCCAUCUUCCCGCCCCAUUCUCCCGCUUUCCAUCACCCCGCCCCAUUCUCCUGCUUUCCAUCACCCCGCCCCAUUCUUCCGCUUCCCAUCAUCCCGCCCCAUUCCACCGCUUUCCAUCACCCCUCCCCAUUCUCCCUCCUUCCAUCACCCCGCCCCAUUCUUCCGAUUUCCAUCACCCGCCCCAUUCUCCCACUUUCCAUCACCUCGUCCCAUUCUCCCGCUUUCCAUCACCCCGCCCCAUUCUUUUGCUUUCCAUCACCCCGCCCCAUUCUCCCGCUUUCCAUCACCCCGCCCCAUUCUCCCGCUUCCCAUAACCCCACCCCAUUCUCCCGCUUUCCAUCACCCCGCCACAUUUUCCCACUUUCCAUCAACCCGCCCCCUUCUCUCUCCUUCCAUCACCCCGCCCCAUUCUCCUUCCUUCCAUCACCCCGCCCCAUUCUCCCGCUUUCCAUCAGCCCGCCCCAUUCUCCCGCUUUCCAUCACCCCGCCCCUUUCUCCCGCUUUCCAUCUCCCCGCCCCAUUCUCCCGCUUUCCAUCACCCCGCCCCAUUCUCCCGCUUUCCAUCACCCCGCCCCAUUCUUCCGCUUCCCAUCAUCCCGCCCCAUUCCACCGCUUUCCAUCACCCCUCCCCAUUCUCCCUCCUUCCAUCACCCCGCCCCAUUCUUCCGAUUUCCAUCACCCGCCCCAUUCUCCCGCUUUCCAUCACCUCGCCCCAUUCUCCCGCUUUCCAUCACCCCGCCCCAUUCUUUUGCUUUCCAUCACCCCGCCCCAUUCUCCCGCUUUCCAUCACCCUGCCCCAUUCACCCGCUUUCCAUCACCCGCCCCAUUCUCCCGCUUUCCAUCACCCCGCCCCAUUCUCCCGCUUUCCAUCUGCCCGCUCCAUUCUCCCGCUUUCCAUCACACCGCCCCAUUCUCCCGCUUUCCAUCACCCCGCCCCAUUCUCCCGCUUUCCAUCACUCCGACCCAUUCUCCCGCUUUCCAUCACCCCGACCCAUUCUCCCACAUUCCAUCACCCCGCCCCAUUCUCCCUCCUUCCAUCACCCUGCCUCAUUCUCCCUCCUUCCAUCACCCCGCCCCAUUCUCCCGCUUUCCAUCACCUCGCCCCAUUCUCCCGCAUUCCAUCACCCAGCCCCAUUCUUUCGCUUUCCAUCACCCUGCCCCAUUUUCCCGCUUUCCAUCACCCCGCCCCAUUCUCCCGCUUUCCAUCACCCUGCCCCAAUCUCCCGCUUUCCAUCACCCCGCCCCAUUCUCCCUCCUUCCAUCACCCCGCCCCAUUCUCCCGCUUUCCAUCACCCCGCCCCAUUCUCCUGCUUUCCAUCACCCAGCCCCAUUCUCCCGCUUUUCAUCACCCCGCCCCAUUCUCCCGCUUUCCAUCACCCCACCCCAUUCUCCCUCCUUCCAUCACCCCGCCCCAUUCUCCCACCUUCCAUCACCCCGCCCCAUUCUCCCGCUUUCCAUCACCCCGCCCCAUUCUCCCUCCUUCCAUCCCCCCGCCCCAUUCUCCCUCCUUCCAUCAUCCCGCCCCAUUCUCCCUCCUUCCAUCACCCCGCCCCAUUCUCCCGCUUUCCAUCACCCCGCCCCAUUCUCCCGCUUCCCAUAACCCCACCCCAUUCUCCCGCUUUCCAUCACCCCGCCACAAUCUUCCACUUUCCAUCACCCCGCACCCUUCUCUCUCCUUCCAUCACCCGCCCCAUUCUCCCUCUUUCCAUCACCCCGCUGUCAGAUUACUAUAGCUGA
This is a messenger RNA of Closterium sp. NIES-65, 2345 nucleotides long. The record is from the annotation of a GenBank genome assembly. Lineage: Eukaryota; Viridiplantae; Streptophyta; Zygnematophyceae; Desmidiales; Closteriaceae.